Chinchilla lanigera (long-tailed chinchilla) is the source of this 782-nucleotide messenger RNA. It is a transcript of the gene Arl3, whose product is annotated as ADP-ribosylation factor-like 3. The transcript is spliced from 6 exons. Lineage: Eukaryota; Metazoa; Chordata; Mammalia; Rodentia; Chinchillidae. Gene Ontology annotation, molecular function: GTP binding; GTPase activity. The record is from RefSeq and is a predicted model, not a curated record. Gene Ontology annotation, cellular component: cytoplasm; microtubule cytoskeleton. Bases 5 to 553 code for a protein of 182 amino acids. Gene Ontology annotation, biological process: cilium assembly.
GAGGAUGGGCUUACUCUCCAUUUUGCGCAAACUGAAAAGUGCGCCGGACCAGGAGGUGCGGAUCCUUCUCCUCGGUUUGGAUAAUGCUGGCAAGACCACUCUGCUGAAGCAGCUCGCCUCUGAAGACAUCAGCCACAUCACGCCUACACAGGGCUUUAACAUCAAAAGUGUACAGUCACAGGGUUUUAAACUGAAUGUAUGGGACAUUGGUGGACAGAGGAAAAUCAGACCAUACUGGAGGAAUUAUUUUGAAAAUACUGAUAUUCUUAUAUAUGUAAUUGACAGUGCAGACAGAAAAAGAUUUGAAGAGACGGGCCAGGAACUGGCUGAGUUGCUGGAGGAAGAGAAGCUCAGCUGUGUGCCGGUGCUGAUCUUUGCUAACAAGCAGGACCUGCUCACGGCGGCCCCCGCCUCUGAAAUCGCAGAGGGGCUGAACCUGCACACCAUCCGCGACCGAGUCUGGCAGAUCCAGUCCUGCUCCGCGCUCACCGGCGAGGGCGUUCAGGAUGGCAUGAACUGGGUCUGCAAAAAUGUCAAUGCAAAGAAGAAAUGAAGUGUAGACAAAUGGAGAUGCAGGAGCUGCGGGAGCUGAAUUCAGUGCUGGAAAACACUGAUUUGCUGCUUUCUGACCAAAUGUUUUUCCAUCUGUACAGCUACAGCUGUUUGAAGAGACGGAGCAACACAGUUUAGAAAGAAUCCCCAUUCCAGCAGUAGAUUUAACUGAUCUCUGAGGUUCAGUAUCAUUUUUCAAAUAAAGGAAUUAUAUUAUUUCCUCUGCAUAA